This is a messenger RNA of Arachis duranensis, 378 nucleotides long. RefSeq names its product cysteine proteinase inhibitor 1. The coding region runs from base 1 to 378 and encodes 125 amino acids. Gene Ontology annotation, molecular function: cysteine-type endopeptidase inhibitor activity. The record is from RefSeq and is a predicted model, not a curated record. NCBI's taxonomy places the organism in Eukaryota, Viridiplantae, Streptophyta, Magnoliopsida, Fabales, Fabaceae. The transcript has a single exon.
AUGAAACAACACUACUUCCUCCUCCUUUCCCUGCUCUCUCUCCUCUUCCUCUCGGCUUGUUUCUCUGCCUUGGCCACUUCUCGGCCGCCGGUAGCCCUGGGUGGGCGCUGGACCCACAUCAAGGACGCCCAUAAAAACCUCCGUGCCGUGGCGACAGGGGAAUUCGCCGUUAAAGAGUACAACAAGCAAUCCGGGACGAACCUGACGUUUGUACAGGUUGUGAAGGGUGACACGCAGGUUGUUGACGGCACCAACUUCCGCCUUGUGUUGGCCGUGGAGGACGAGAAAAGCAAGAAGAUGGAUUAUGAAGCUGUUGUGUGGGAAGACAUCCAUAGGCGUUACAGGAACCUCACUUCCUUCAGAGCUCUUCUCCAGUAG